Messenger RNA from Nelumbo nucifera (sacred lotus), 1007 nucleotides. RefSeq lists its product as uncharacterized. The record is from RefSeq and is a predicted model, not a curated record. NCBI's taxonomy places the organism in Eukaryota, Viridiplantae, Streptophyta, Magnoliopsida, Proteales, Nelumbonaceae.
GAAAAAAAAGUAAGUAAGGGCCCCCAACCUAUUCUCUGUUCUCGAACUCCGAAAGCAAGAAAGAACAACUUCGCAACGAAGCUUUCUGUCAAGAUGGCGAGAAAUGGAGACGAAGAGAGUUCGCAGGGAUCUUCCGCACCGUCGGUCAGGAUUAGGUCACGAGCAGACCCUUUCUUAGUCGUCUGCAGAUGCUUCAGCGUCUUGACUUCCUUAACAGCGAUUCUCUGCAUUUUCGUCAAUGUUCUCUCUGCUGUCAGAUCCUUCAGGAACGGAUCUGAUGUUUUCGAUGGGAUUUUUCGCUGCUAUGCAGUUGCUAUCGCUGUCUUUGUGGUUGUUGCUGAGACAGAAUGGGGAUUCAUUUUCAAGUUCUGGAAAAUACUGGAGUAUUGGGCUGGAAGGGGCAUGCUACAGAUCUUUGUUGCUGUGAUGACAAGAGCGUUCCCUGAUGCCAAUGGAGCAAGAAAAGAUCUUGUUCUCCUUCAAAAUAUAGCAAGCUAUCUGCUUCUUGCUUGUGGUCUGACCUAUGUUGUUUUGGGUGCAUUGUGCAUUGGCUUUCUUAAACGUGCUCGUCAACACGAAAAGAUUACAAGGGAGCAAGCAUUCAAAGAUUUGGAGGAAUUGGAGCGGCGAAGGCAGGAACUUGAAGCAUUGCUUGUGACAGAAAGGGUUUGAAACAGAACUUAAUGGGCAGCAAAGGACCACUCGACUUGUGAAGCUUGAACCACAAACAAUUGAUCAAGGAGAAAAGGGAGGGAGGAGGUGAAAAGCUCAAACUAGCAAGCUAGGGGUGAGGAAAUCAUGAGUCUUGCAAACCUCUAUUAUACACGUUUCAUGUUUGUGCAAUUUUUUUUUUUCUUUUUUUUUCUUACUGAUUUCAGAUAUGGUGGUUGUAUCUGAGAAUUCAGAACUUCCACAGGAGCUGAUCCUUUGCAAAUUUGUAUAGAUAAUCACCUAUUAAAAAGGUGUAAAUAAUAACUCAUUCUUCAAUCAUUUGAUUUCAAUUGUUA